UUUUCCCACGCGAAAAGAGCCCCAGAAGUUACCAGCCUCCUGGUCUCUUCCCGGUCCCUUUGUCCGCUUCGAACCGCCUGAAAGUCAAUCUGUCGCUAGCUACGGAGCACCUCCGUUCCCGGUACCAGGGUCAAAGAAUUCUAAUAGCCACCCAACAGCUCCUAAGCGUCAUCGGAUCCCCCUACUCUUUCCCACCUUUCAUCCCAUCGUGAAUCAAGGCGUAGUAGCUACUGUUAUCUGCCGGUAAUUCUCCCCGCGCGCUUUCUAAACUCGUACGAAAAGACGAACCACACAGUGCGCAAGUUCUACCCAUGCCUCGUCGAUCGUCUCGGGCCGUUCCCGCAUCGGCCGCAGCUCCAGUGUCGGCGCCAAAAAGGCGCGCGUCUGCCAGAAUAUCCGAAGCCUCCAAAACGGGGCCCAAAAAACAAAAGUACGAUGACACCACCGCUAAGAAAGCUACCGAAUCCACCGCAAAGAAAAGCAAAUAUUUCCAGAAAGAAGCCUCCGAGGAACCUAAGCCCAAAUCCCAGCAUGUCUCUGCGCCGAAAACCGCUAGUCACGAUAGCCCAGACACGUUCUUCCCCGCAUCUCCCGGUGCGAGCGCAGAAGUAUCUGACGCAACACCCUCAAAGGCAGAAGUGAUAAGACCGCGGGAGUCGAAGCAAGCACCAAAGAGGGGCCAGAAAAAGGACCUGAAAGAAGACAAGCCCAACAAGCCAGGUGAACGGACAAAAGGUGGCACCCAAGCGAACACGGCUGCGUCGACCGAAGGUAAGGAGCUAUGGAGAGAAGGCGUCAAGACUGGUCUAGGCCCUGGGAAAGAGAUAUUCAUCGCGAAGCCUAAGGCGAGGGAUCCAGGAGCAGUGGCCUACCAGGACAAUACCUUGCAUCCCAAUACCAUGCUCUUUUUGCAAGACCUCACCGAGAAUAAUGAUAGGGAGUGGCUCAAAGCGCAUGAUGCGGACUACCGCGCCUCCAAGAAGGACUGGGAGACCUUUGUGGAGACUCUCACCGAGGAGAUUAUAGAAAAAGACAGCACAGUCCCAGAGCUACCUGUUAAAGAUCUUGUCUUUCGCAUACAUAGAGACAUCAGAUUCAGCAAAGAUCCCACGCCGUACAAGACGCACUUUUCAGCCGCUUGGUCCCGCACAGGUAAAAAGGGGCCUUACGCUGCUUACUACGUCCACUGCCAACCUGGCUCCUGCUUCGUCGGUUCGGGGCUCUGGAUGCCACAGGCCGAUAAACUUGCACUUCUUCGAGAGGAUAUUGACAGGAACUCGCAUCGCCUCAAGGCAGUUCUAAGAGAGAAGGAAAUACGCCGCGAGAUCUUCAAUGGAAUAUCGGACGAUGACGAGGUAGCUGUGACGGCUUUUGUCAACCAUAAUAAGGAAAGUGCGCUCAAGACCAAGCCCAAGGGCUACGAUCUCGAUAAUGAGAAUAUCCAGCUGCUCCGUCUUCGCAGUUUCACCAUUGGCAGGCCUCUGUCGGAUGAGGAGCUUCUGAGUCCCAAUGCGCAAGAAAGGAUCGCAGCUCUGAUUGGGAUUAUGGAACCCUUCGUCACGUACCUCAAUAGCGUCGUCAUGCCCGAUCCAACGCAGGAGGAAAGCGGUUCAGCCUCAGAAGCCGAGGAGUGACUCGUCGCCAGAGGCCUAUCCUGGUAGGUGUCUCAACGACAGCAGAUAAUUAGUGUCGUUUUCGUGUGUAGGGGGGGUUUCGUAUCUGAAUAGGGUCUUGUUUCUUUGUCACGGUCAUCUCCGCCCAUCUUGUCUCUCAUUCCCUUUGUGCCCAUCGUCUCACCGUCAUCGGGGCCUGCCCUGUCUCUCGGCCAUUGUGGCUCCCCUGUGAAUUGUAAAAGUUCCCUAUUAAAUGAUGACCGCUUGUUGUGCCUUUGGCCUGGGGGCCCUCCUGGCUCGAGACUCGGUCCGUGAGCGUGAGGAUGCCCCGGCUUGCCCUUCCCUUUGGCCGGUUUUGCUGUAAAAUCGGU
Molecule: messenger RNA, 1984 nt
Organism: Aspergillus ibericus CBS 121593
Lineage: Eukaryota; Fungi; Ascomycota; Eurotiomycetes; Eurotiales; Aspergillaceae
Product: DUF2461 domain-containing protein
Exons: 8
Coding region: 312-1634 (440 amino acids)
Source: RefSeq, a predicted model, not a curated record